This is a messenger RNA of Camelus dromedarius (Arabian camel), 620 nucleotides long. It is a transcript of the gene DMAC1, whose product is annotated as distal membrane arm assembly component 1. Gene Ontology annotation, biological process: mitochondrial respiratory chain complex I assembly. Gene Ontology annotation, cellular component: mitochondrial inner membrane. Bases 56 to 394 code for a protein of 112 amino acids. The transcript has 2 exons. The record is from RefSeq and is a predicted model, not a curated record. Lineage: Eukaryota; Metazoa; Chordata; Mammalia; Artiodactyla; Camelidae.
UCUUUUACGUCAGUUCGAUCCGUAAGCUCCUACGGCUGAAACCGAGUUCCUCGAUAUGGGUUCCUUCGUUUCCCAGCCUUUGGAUUCCGCCAAGGUCGCUGCACCGCCUGAGGCUGCCUCCUCCGCCAAGCCCGCUCCCAUCUCUGCACCCGGAGUGGCGACCUCUCCAGUGCAAUCCCCUCUAUUUAAUAAUUGCUGGAGCUGUCGCGUGCUCUCCGGGUCGGGGCUGAUAGGGGCGGGCGGGUACGUGUACUGGGUGGCGCGGAAGCCCAUGAAGCUGGGAUACGCCCCCGGUCCAGGGACUAUUGCACAGAUGGUCUUCGGCAUCAGCAUGGCUUGUUGGGGUGUAGUCAUACUCUCAGACCCCAAAGGGAAGGCUUUCCGUGCUGGUUGAAAGUACCACCAGUGAAUUUGUCAUCUCUCCGUGUCCCCAUGACAUAGAGCAAACAUAGAGCAUAUGGAUAUUCUGGACAGAAACAUGGACAUUGACAGACUUCAGUCCUGCGGAUACUACAAGACUGAAAAGACAAACAUGGAUUGAUUGUCAUUCAUUGGUAGUGAUUGCUUGUGGCCUUCUUUGCAGAUUCCACAGGGAUCAAUAAAUCCCUCAGAGAAGAGAA